Messenger RNA from Selaginella moellendorffii, 3224 nucleotides. RefSeq names its product peroxisomal biogenesis factor 6. The record is from RefSeq and is a predicted model, not a curated record. The transcript has 21 exons. The coding region runs from base 412 to 2937 and encodes 841 amino acids. Lineage: Eukaryota; Viridiplantae; Streptophyta; Lycopodiopsida; Selaginellales; Selaginellaceae. Gene Ontology annotation, molecular function: ATP hydrolysis activity; ATP binding. Gene Ontology annotation, cellular component: mitochondrial outer membrane.
GUCUCGGACCUUGUCAUUUCCCCGGCAACUAGAGAUUCCUUGCUCCAUUUGCAUAGUCCUUUUCCCUGGCACUACUUUAUCGCCUAGUGGUUUGAUAUCUCUCCCUGUCGCCGGGUUGGCAGUGUUUGCGAGCAACUUCCACUUGCCUUCCCGGUGAUUGGGUCCUAGUUGGAUCUUCUUAGCUAGCAUUAGGUAGUUUGAUUCCCAAGCAAGCACGCAUCUAUUUUUCUGCGGUUUUCGCGUUUUUUUUACAUUGUGGGCGAGCUUAAAUUCUCGUUUCCUUACACUAAGAUGUUGCCCUCUUCCAGGAGUCCUAGCUAGCGAGCGAGAGCGAGAGCGAGAGCGAGCAAGCGAGCGAGCAGCUGCUACGACUGCUGCUCGACGCAGCCGGUGCUGUUUAGCUGAGGAACAAUGGAGCAGAAGUAUGUCAUGUGGUCGACCAUCGGACUUGGGCUUGGUGUGGGGCUCGGACUCGGCCUUGCUCGUUCGAAGUCUUCCCCGAAUGUGGGCUCUGCUGGAAGGCAGCUGCAGCAGCCGGAUGUCUUAGAGCUGGAGCUCUUGAGCCAGAUAAUUGAUGGGAAGGACAGUGGCGCUACUUUCGACGAGUUCCCUUACUAUCUCAAUGAGCAGACGCGAGUUCUUCUUACGAAUGCUGCCUACGUUCACCUCAAGCAAAGGGAGUUCUCCAAGUAUACGCGAAAUCUCUCACCAGCGAGUCGGACAAUACUCCUGACUGGGCCGGCAGGUGCCGAGGCCUACCAGCAGAUGCUUGCGAGGGCUCUGGCUCACUAUUUCGAAGCUAAACUCUUACUCCUUGACGUUUCCGACUUCGUCUCCAAGGUUCAGAAAAAGCACGGCGAUGUGAAAUUUUCUUCUGAGCCAUUGCCUGAGGUUUUGUUUCGAACUGUAAGCCAGUUCGCCAGUAACGUCGGAAGCUUAGCAACACAAAUCACAAGGUCAUCAGGCGAAAAUGCCUCAGAUUCUCAAAGUAAUACAUCUCCUAGCAAAAGUCCAGAAAAUCUCUCUAAGUCGGGAAAAGCUCCAGAAGCCUUGCCUUUGCGUCGGAGUAAUUCCUUGGGACUAUUUGAGGAGAAGUCACUGUUUAAUGCAUUGUUCAAGGUUCUCGCAUCCGUUUCUGGGUCCAGUCCGAUCGUCCUCUACUUGCGUGACGUAGAGAGACUUGUGUCGAGAGGCCCAAAGACAUACUCUCUGUUCUUGAAACGUUUGAAGAAGCUUUCAGGCCCAAUUUUAGUGUUGGGAUCAAGGAUAAUGCAAACUAAGGACUCUGAAAGUGUAAAUGAGAAGUUGGAGCACCUGUUUUCAUACACCAUCAACAUUAAACCUCCCGAAGACAAUGCAGUUCUUGUCAGCUGGAGAAGUCAGCUAGAAGAAGACAUGAAAACUAUUCAAGCUCAAGACAACCGAAAUCACAUUUUAGAGGUUCUCGGUUCGAAUGACGUAGAGUGUGACGACCUUGGAUCCAUUUGCUUCAGUGACACGAUGCUUCUUAGUAACUACAUUGAAGAAAUAUUGGUUUCGGCGAUUUCCCAUCAUCUAAUGAACACAGAGCAACCAGAUUAUCGCUCAGGAAGGCUUGUAAUUUCUUCUAAAAGUCUUGCUUAUGGCCUAGAAUUAUUUCAAGCUGGGCAGCUUGACAGCAACGAGGCUAAAUUACAAGCAGAAACAAAGGUGGAGACUUCGAAGCCGGAAGCUCAGGAAACAGUCACCAGAGGGAAUGCGGACGUCAAAACAGAUGUUCCUGUUGCGGAGGCGAAAACCGAAGUUUCAAAGCCUGAAGGACCCAAGCCAGACAACGAAAAGAAAUCAUCUGAUACAACGAAGCCUGCUCCCGUUACCACAAAAGCAGACGUCCCUCCAGAUAAUGAAUUUGAAAAGAGAAUCAGACCAGAGGUUAUUCCAGCUGGAGAAGUUGGAGUGAACUUCCAAGAUAUUGGUGCUCUUGACAACGUUAAAGAGUCGUUGCAAGAGCUUGUGAUGCUACCAUUGCGAAGGCCCGAGUUGUUCAACAAGGGUGGCUUGAUUAAGCCUUGCAGAGGCAUUCUUUUGUUUGGUCCCCCAGGAACUGGGAAAACCAUGCUUGCAAAAGCUGUUGCAACGGAAGCCGGCGCUAGCUUCAUCAAUGUCUCAAUGUCUUCCAUAACAUCAAAGUGGUUUGGUGAAGAUGAAAAGAAUGUACGGGCUUUGUUUACGCUUGCUGCAAAAGUAGCACCUACGAUCGUCUUCAUUGAUGAAGUUGAUAGUAUGCUUGGCCAACGAUCUCGUGUGGGAGAGCACGAGGCAAUGCGAAAGAUAAAGAACGAAUUUAUGGCGCAUUGGGAUGGACUCUUGACCAAGGGUGCUGAGCGUGUCCUCGUUCUGGCUGCAACAAAUCGUCCAUUUGAUUUGGACGAAGCAAUCAUCCGAAGAUUCGAGCGAAGAAUCAUGGUUGGUUUACCAGACGUGCAAAAUCGCGAGAAAAUCCUACGGGCGAUUCUUUCGAAGGAACAUCUAUCAAGUGACUUUGAUUUUCCGGAGCUUGCCAACAUGACCGAUGGAUAUUCCGGAAGCGACCUGAAGAACCUUUGCAUGGCGGCUGCGUAUCGACCCGUACGUGAUUUGCUGAAGAAAGAGAAAGAGAAGAAAGAAAAAGCAAAGAAAAAGAAACGCUCCUCCAAGGAAGAAAGCGAAGCUACUUCCAAAAGCGACAAGGAAGAAGCAGCGGCCAAAGGAGGACCAGCGCCGCCACCAACAGAUGCAAAAACAGCCGACGAUCUGUCUCUCAGGCCACUCAACAUGGACGACAUGAAAGAGGCCAGGAAACAGGUCUCUGCCAGCUUCUCCGCCGAAGGAGCGGGCAUGUCCGAGCUCCAAGAAUGGAACGAGCUCUACGGCGAGGGUGGAUCUCGCAAGAAGCAGCAGCUCUCUUACUUCAUGUAAGGCCACCACGGCGCAACAACACUACCUUUACAACACGGUACUAGACAACACAACGAUUACUGCCAUUAUACAACAGCAACGAUUAUACUACUAUAACGAUACUAUUUGACAACCACAACACUAACAGGAAUGGGUUGUAACACUUACAACCGAUGGAUUGGAUACUUCCAUAUACUUCUAGUCAUUCGUAGCGGUAGCUAGCUCAGCUACAUAACAAUUCUUUACUUUCAUGCGUGGAAGCAGCUCAAAGCACUUGUACAGUCUAUAUAGAACACCGAUUCUUUAUA